AGGAUGUCAUACGCUAACGCUACAUAGCCAAAGCGAUUUUUAAAUUAUCCAUCGGAUGAAGAGUUCACCCGACUGAUUUUACACACGCGGAGUGACUGGACAUUAUGGAGGAACCUUGGGAUUUUGAGUUUUUGUCCCGGAUAGCUGACAGCUGCUUGUCAUUCCUGUCUGAAUUUGUUGACGACUGGCUCGCCAACGAUAUGAGGGUCUCCAUAUUCAAAAUCCUACUCAGCUGGUUAAUUUUUAGUCUGAUCGCGAUUCACUUUGCAUGGAAAUUUUACGGGAAUACAGUGAACGAUAUGUAUUAUCGACAGGGGACGGGACAGAACGGAGGCACACCUGAAACAGCACCUCACCUGAGCGGAUGGGAAAGCAAAGCAGGAGACACCCCGAAGACUCAUCGAGAUUAACAGGACAAUGGUGUCGGACUUAAUCUGAGUGAGAGCUGGACUCCUGUGAUGAGACAUUGAAUGCGCUCUCAAGUUUUGCUGAUAACAAAGCAUCUUCAGUGCAUUCAAGUUGGAUGCCCAGAAACACAUCUGUUAUGCUUACCACCAGUGUCAAACUGAUAUCCACUGAAUCAACUACAUCAUGCCG
Messenger RNA from Plectropomus leopardus (leopard coralgrouper), 597 nucleotides. RefSeq names its product T cell leukemia translocation altered (gene tcta). NCBI's taxonomy places the organism in Eukaryota, Metazoa, Chordata, Actinopteri, Perciformes, Serranidae. Gene Ontology annotation, biological process: osteoclast fusion. The record is from RefSeq and is a predicted model, not a curated record.